Molecule: messenger RNA, 900 nt
Organism: Thyridium curvatum
Lineage: Eukaryota; Fungi; Ascomycota; Sordariomycetes; Thyridiales; Thyridiaceae
Exons: 3
Coding region: 1-900 (299 amino acids)
Molecular function (GO): catalytic activity
Source: RefSeq, a predicted model, not a curated record
AUGGCGAUAAUUCACCAGACCAUCCAAGUCCCGCACCUGGGCGGCAUCACGGCCGGCUAUGCCCUUUCCAAUGGCGGCAAGUACGACAGCAGCAAGCCCACCGUCGUCUUCAUCAACAGCAUGAACACGACGGUGGACCUGUACCAGAAGCAGUUUGAAAGCAGUGCCCUGACCGAAGCUGCCAACCUGCUGGCCAUUGAGCCCCUCGGCCAUGGAGCCACUUCUUGCCCGUCCGACCAGUUCACGUACUGGGACACUGCCACGAUGGCGUUGCAAGUCAUUGAAAAGCUCGGCAUCGACAAGGUCUUUGCCGUGGGCACCAGUCAGGGAGGAUGGAUGGUCGUUAGAAUGGCGCUGUUGGCUCCGGAAAAGGUCGUUGGACUUCUUCCCCUCGGCACGUCGAUGGACUGCGAGUCGGCGGACUCCCGAUCCAAGGGCUGCUGGGACCCCAAGACACUGCUCAUGCCCAAGUACGAACAGUGGUGCAGCCCGGUUCCGACCCCUGAUUUCGUCGUCGAUGAUGAGUGGUGCGGCAUGGUCGGUAGCCUUGGGUUCGGCAGCGGCGUGUCCGCCGAGACGAUUCAGUUCUGGCAUGAUGUGCUGAAGCGCGUCUACCGGGGCGAUGAGGGCCGGCGCAAGCUGCGGAUGGCGCUGGCAUGCCUGAUUGAGAGAGACGGGCUCCUCUUGCGGUUGAGGGAUAUCAAGUGCCCAGUGUACUGGCUGCAGGGCACUGAAGAUGUGGUCUACGGCAAGACUGUGCCGCAGGAGCACAUCGCCAUGUUCACGUCAUCCAAAGAGACGAAGCUUGAGUUCCUUGAAGGUGGUGGUCACUACCUAAACGCGACAAACCCAGCCGAGGUCGAGAAAUUUAUCCUGGAGAUGGUCAACAAGUACAAAUAG